This is a messenger RNA of Staurois parvus, 1097 nucleotides long. The record is from the annotation of a GenBank genome assembly. NCBI's taxonomy places the organism in Eukaryota, Metazoa, Chordata, Amphibia, Anura, Ranidae.
AUGACCGACGCCUCCGCAGAUCCCGACCCGGAGCUGGAGCAAAUCCGCCUGAAGAGCGCCCGAGAGGAGAAGUUCAUCCCGGUUCCGGAGAGGGAUAGGCUCGGCCGAUGCAGAAGUGUGAAAGAGUUCGAAAAGUUGAAUCGAAUUGGGGAAGGGACUUAUGGCAUUGUGUAUCGUGCCAGGGACACCGGCAGCAAUGAGAUUGUGGCAUUGAAGAAAGUGAGGAUGGAUAAAGAGAAGGACGGAAUCCCGAUCAGCAGUCUGCGAGAAAUCACACUGCUCUUAAAGCUGCGGCACCCCAGCAUAGUGGAGCUAAAGGAAGUGGUGGUGGGAAAUCACCUGGAGAGCAUUUUCCUGGUGAUGGGUUACUGCGAAAGGACUUGGCCAGCCUGCUGGAGAACAUGCAGACCCCCUUCACAGAAGCCCAGGUGAAAUGCAUUUGUUUCCAGCUGCUGACUGGUCUUCAGUAUCUGCAUGAGAACUUCAUAGUACACAGAGACCUCAAGGUGUCCAAUCUGCUGAUGACAGAUAAAGGAUGUGUGAAGAUUGCGGACUUUGGUCUGGCUCGUGCGUACAGCGUUCCUGCAAAGCAGAUGACUCCGAAAGUUGUGACACUCUGGUACCGCGCCCCUGAGCUGCUGUUCGGAAGUACAACACAAACAACCGCCAUCGAUAUGUGGGCGGUGGGCUGUAUCCUGGCUGAGCUUCUGGCUCACAAGCCAUUGUUACCGGGAUCUUCGGAAAUCCAGCAGAUCGAUCUUAUUAUACAGCUUCUGGGGACACCGAAUGACACCAUCUGGCCGGGCUUCUCAAAGCUGCCUCUGGUUGGUCAGUACACGGUCCGCAAGCAGCCGUACAACAACCUGAAGCACAAGUUCCCCUGGCUGUCCGAGGCCGGCCUGCGGCUCCUCAACUUUCUCUUCAUGUACGACCCAAAGAAGAGAGCCACAGCGGAGGACAGCCUGGCCAGCUCUUACUUCAAGGAAAAGCCUCUCCCUUGUGAGCCGCAGCUGAUGCCGACGUUCCCUCAUCACCGCAACAAAGGGUGUGUGAGCAGCGUCGGGGUGGAGAGCCAGGCUAAACGCUGCAAACCGUGA